CGUUACUUCUUUCUCACUCCUCGUCGUAGUCAAGCAGCACGAGCUCUCAAAAUUUCGAUUGCGCGCCGUCGUCCACUUCAACGUCCACGGGGACACACAACAUCGACGUUGUUUUAACGUGAACUCCACCACGACGACCUCCAAAUAAUUAUACUGGAUCUCACACUCAUUUUUUAAAGCUUCUCUUUGACCGAGCAACACAACACAUUACCGUUACCAGCAGUCUGCAAAAACCGGAAUCGUCGGCUCUCGAUGCCCAGUAUAUUCUCGCGGGCCCGCACUACUUCGACACCUGGCAAGAAGCGCUCGAGUGGCAAUCAAGACGCACCUUAUGACGAGUUUGGGCGCGUAAAUAGUAGGAGUUCCGCCAAAGAUGUCACUAGUGGCAGGAGUACUCCUGCUAGUACGCCCGUGAAACAAAAGCCACGGAACCGAACCCUCAGCACUCCCGAGACAGAUCCAUUCGCUCACAUUCCUGAUGGGUCUUUUCUCCCUUUGAAUUUGGAACCCAAAGAUAUUGACCACGAGCAGCAAGAGCAUGACUACGGAUACUUGUCUUAUCAGCGGCACGUUGUAUUAGGUCUCGAUGAAAUCGCACGCCUCGUGGAUGUCGUGGCCAGCGAACUAGGCACCAGAGCACUGACCACUCCCUUUAUUUUUUCGACUUUGGCGCUUGAUGUCUCGGCUAGCUCUGUUAGGAGGCUUGUCAGAGCAUUUCUGGAAACGUGUACGGGCGGAAUCGAUGCGGAACAUCGUUGGAGAGAGGAGGCCAGACUCGCAGGUCCGCACGAGCUUGGCAUGUGCAUACGGUGGGGACUUGCCAGAGUCGUCAGAGUCGUUGGUGGACAGGCAGUGAGAGGCCUCAUUGCUUGGGACCAUUAUACAGAGUUCCGAGACUCCGAAGCAAUACAGAACUAUCCCCCGAAACACUUCUCCACUUUCCUCCCACCACUUUCCUCCACUCUGCGCUCGAUCCUACUCACUCUGUUAAGCCUGCUCAUUCGGUUCACAGCGCACAGCGCCAGCUCUGGACACACGCCUCCAACGCUCUCCCCACUGUUCGGUCCCUUGCUAUUUGGCCUCGGCCCCGCCACUCUCGCAUUCCACCACACAUAUAUCCACUACCUUCGCGCCGUUAACGCCACCGAACAUCUCCUUCUUUCCUUCAUCCGUUGGCAAUCUACAUCUGACCUUGGUGUUCCUACCCGGCUCAAAGAAUGGAUCCGCUCCUAUCCCUCCACCCUCCCCGCCUUGCACCACUCAGCCAAGCAUGAGCGUCCACAAGCGCGCAGGGGUGCACGUACGGUGCGUGUCGUAAGCGUAAGGCGUAACGUACGGAUGUAUACCCCGGACCUAGUAAACACUGCUGCAAGUUGGGCACAUCGGUCACAUGGCCAUGGCCUAGCGGGAUCAAAGGAAUGGGAAAGGAUUUCCCCAUCUUGGCUCAAACUGCCUCCGAGAUACUCGGAAGCAUACAAGAAGCGUAUGGACCUACCGUCCCAUGUGCAACCGUACACCGGCCCUGGUAUCGUCCCAGCAUCUGCAACCAACAGCACCUCGUCUUCUCUGACUGAUGACAGGGAUGCUGGGAUGGGGCUGGGACUACGGGAAGGCGAGGAGAGGUUUAGGAGCCUUACGGAUUUAAAGUGGGGCGAGUUUGAGAUGAUGGGAUUCGGGACGGUUGCUGCGGAUGAGAAGAAGUUACAAUUUGAUUUGACGGAAAGCGCACGCACGGCCCGUGCUGCAAAACGUGCUACUCUUACCUGGACCGAUUUCUCUACAACUGGUUUCACACGCACAGACGCACCUUUAAGCGCUACCCUCCAAUUUAGCACGCCUCUCACUCACACAAUCUCCUCGUGGCCCUCGCACAAUGCCGACAUUACCAGAAAGCUCAAGAAGACCGCCAGGACCUUGCCUGCAUUUGGUUGGGACACAGAGCCUGUCCUCGGCACGGAAGAAGUGGUGGAAGAGGCGUUUGUAGACGUGUUUUGCGAUUUGGUUUGGGGAGGCGGUUGGCGGGAGGAAGUUUGCGGGAUCCCGAGUGCAGAGGAACCUGCAACGGAGGUCGAGAGGGAGUGUAACUGGGCAUUGAUUGAAUUUAGGUCUCUUCCGAUAUCUGCAUCUAUAUCCUCUCCCUUUCCCACGGCUAGUAGUGGCACUGACCCAAGAACAAGCACAACGCUCGUCUUGUUUGAGGAGUUUGUGCCUUUGGAAUACCGCCAGCAGCUUGCUAAGGACAGCGGUGGGAAGCGAAAACUGCCGUUUCCGUUCAUGUCCCCUAAUAGCAAAUCUCGCCCAUGGAAACCCGCUGCUACACUUAAUGGACGCCCCUACGUUGUUGGGCACGUACCUAAGAGUCCGUCAUAUCGCGAAGUCGAAUUUGAGGGACUGCUGAGAUCAAACGGGAGCAAGGUUCUUUCACUAGACAAGCCCAGCGGCAGCGGGGGUCCGAUAUUGUCCGGCACGGCAGGGGCCCUUUCUCCCAUAGCUUCAGACGAACGACCCUCCACCCCACGCCCAGCUCCUCCCGCUCGACCGACUGUGACUAUCUCUGCACCGCUCUAUUCCCGGCCAAAAGACAACGACAAGCCGCCAAUGCUGCCCGCAAAAGACAAGGACAGAAACUCAAAGUUUGAGCGCAAAGCCUCCGAUUCGCCCAUCUCCCCGACAUCUGCACGUAAGCUUGCUUCGCGCUUUCGCGUCCACCCCAGUUUUCGCCGCUCAGGGGUCGUCCCUACUGAAUACACGGAGGACAUAGUGGAUUUUGAAACGAGGCUGGCGAGCUACUCAGAUGAUGAGCUGAAUAACAUGACAUCUUCAUCUGCAGGAGGGAGGGACAGAGAGGAAAGAAGGCGCUCGAAGGACGAUGCGUGGGUGGAUAUCCUGGUCGCGACACACGGCCGGCGGAUGGGUGGGCAGGAUGUAAAUAUUCGCCCGUUCAGCGCGCGCGGGAAGGGCAUGCAAGACCCGGAGAUCGCGAGUCACGAAGUAGCACAAGUGCUUGCGGGCGUGGCGCUGGCACAGCUGCCAUCAAGCGACGAUGAGCCUGAGCCGAUACCUGAGCCCACCGUGGAGCCAAGUGUAAUAAGCGACGAUGCGGAUGUGGACAGUGUAAUGUCGUAUCCAAAGACGGUGACCUCUAGUGUGCCGAAACGCUUGGGGUACUUUGAUCUACAUCCAGAACGCCGGCCUGGACCUUCGCCGAGGCCAAUGAGCUUUGGUGAGGACUCAGAUGGAGAUGAGGUGCGCUAUGGAACACCCGAGAGAGCCUCGCCGUUGAAGUUUCCCAUGCCUGCGAACACCGAUACAAGUCCUUACCCCGAGCCCCUGCGAGGCUCGAUGGACACUGAAGUAAGUGAAUAUGCAGCAACUUCCACGCAUUCCCUGGAGCUCGACGCGCCGGAUUUGGUGUAUGAAGACCACCGCGCAGUCAAGGACACAGAGGGCAGUUACUCGGGGACGGGAAUUAUGACUAUGCCGCAGCUUAUAGCUGUGGCACCCGUAACGUCGGAGAAGGGAGAAAAGGACAAGGAAAAGAGCCGGACGGCUGCGCUGAUCGAGAUGUACCGCGAGCGCGAGAAGACGUCGUCCACGACUAGUCCCGUGCCGAUCUCAAAGCUCCCCGUGCGUUCGGCAUUAUUGCAUCCUCAAGUGAAGGAGUCGCCGUUACCCGCCCAGCCUGUUGUAGUGACCCCCGCAGAGGAUGUUAUUGAAGAGCCUGUGCGCACGGAAGGCUCGCAGGGUGAGGAACUUCUGCAGCCUGUGGGUUUGUUGUAUGAGGGGAACGGGCGGGAUAGUCCUGCCAGGUAUGUGCAUGGUGCACCGUUGCAUAAUGUGAUGGAGGAGGAAGAGGAGGACUGAGUGGUUGUAGCCUUCACCUCCUUGAUCACCCAUCCAGACCUUUCUUCCCUUCGCCAUCACCAUCGUUGAUCCAAAAGCCAAUCUACCGAGGAAUGCACGAUGCAACUCGUCUUUCUAUCAAGUGUACCUGAACGAACACCAACGUGUAUAUGAACCAUCCAUACCGGUCAUCAUCCCCAACACCACUGACAUCCUAUUCUAAAUAUAACCGCUGUUCCCUAGAUUUCAUUCGAUACCAAAUCUCCCCGAAGCAUUGCAAAGAAGCAUACAUACAUACCGUUCUUU
Messenger RNA from Suillus subalutaceus, 4149 nucleotides. RefSeq lists its product as uncharacterized. The transcript has 7 exons. The coding region runs from base 253 to 3864 and encodes 1203 amino acids. The record is from RefSeq and is a predicted model, not a curated record. Lineage: Eukaryota; Fungi; Basidiomycota; Agaricomycetes; Boletales; Suillaceae.